AUGACCAUCAUUACUUAUUUAAGAUCACCACAUCGGGAGGCACCCUCACCACUGACGACGUAUUGGCUCCUUGGACACAAAGGUGCUAUGUUAUUACUGUACACCCUAGGCUUUUAUGCCUCCCUCAGCCUGGUUGCCCCUCAGGGCAACUUCCCCAGGCUCGAGAACAUAGGGGCAUAUAAAUCUGUCAGCACCACACCGACAAGGGCCACGUGUGGCAUCCCUGAUAGAAGUGCUUUCUGCCAAGCCGGCCAGCAACGGGAGGAUCUUCUCACUUGUACACAGAAGUUCUGCAUUCAAGAGUGUCCAUAUCGCUCCUUUAUACCAGAUUACACCAACCUCCUCGCCACCCACCUGGGCACAUGCUGGAAGGGCGAUGCACAGGACCACCGCCCAGGUGCAGAGGCCAGUUCCACCAGCUUCAUCUUUCCUAACCCAAGAGAUUGUUUUAUUUCCUCCUCAACUCUAAAACUGGGUCCAGAAAGCUCGUUUACUCUAACAGUGUGGCUGAAACUUGAACAAGACACUGUAAUGACUUUACUUGAAAAGAGCACUGUGGGAAGUCUGGUGCUGCUGGUGACAGUCUCAUGGGAAGACGUUAAGCUCCACUACGGCAUUCAGAGCAGACAUAAUAAGUCCAUAAGCAUGAAGACUGCAGGUCACAUUAGCAUAGGCGAGUGGACACAUUUGGCUCUUCAGAUUCAUAGCACAAGUGUGAGCUUGUUCCUGAAUGGCCUAGAGGAAGAUGGCACAGCGCUGGACACACAAACCCUGGCAGGCCUGGUUGAUGACAUCACCUUAGAGAGUGCUCUGUGGAUCGGGAGGAGUUCUAACGGGUCAAAUCAGUUCAUUGGAAGGAUGCAGGAUUUUAGAUUUUAUCCAAAGACAUUAACCAACAGAGAGAUUGAAGAGGUGUACACUGGACAACUGCCCCACCUCCACACCCAGUCAACAUGCCGGUGCCCCCCCAGCCACCCAAGAGUGCACCCCCUUGUGGAGAGGUACUGCAUCCCCAAUGCAGCCAAUGACACCACCCAGAACAAAGUGCUUCGGCUGAACCAGGAUGCUCACCCACUGCCGUACAUAAAUGACAAUGACAUCGGAACCACCUGGAUCUCCUCUGUCUUCCCCAGUUUAGAGCUGCUCGAUAAAGGAAUUACCAUCACCAUAGACCUAGAGAAUGGACAGUACCAGGUUUUCUACGUGAUUCUCCAAUUUCUCAAUGCCCAGCCUGAAGUGGUUCACAUUCAAAGGAAGGCGACCGGGAGCUUGGAAUGGAAAGACUGGCAGUUCCUGGCCAAGAACUGUAGCUACUUUGGGAUGGAGGAUAACGGGCCUUUGGAUCGUCCAGAUUCUGUAAACUGUCUGCAGUUGCCCAGUGAUAUGCCUUACUACCGUGGAAAUAUCACCUUCAGCAUGCUGACCCCUGAGCCGAACCCGCGACCAGGUUACAACGACUUCUACAACAGCGCUACCCUGCAGGACUUUGUAAGAGCCACACAUGUGAGAAUCCACCUGCACGGCCAGUACCACACUCAAGAGAGUGCGGUACCUUUCCGCCACCGCUACUACGCAGUGGACGAGAUCACCAUCAGUGGCAGGUGCGAGUGCCAUGGCCAUGCAGACAGCUGUGACACUAGUGUGAGCCCGUACCGCUGUGCCUGCCUCCCAGAGAGCCACACACAUGGAGCUAAUUGUGAGCGCUGCUCUCCUCUCUUCAAUGACAAGCCCUUCAGAGCUGGAGAUCAGGUACAUGCAUACAACUGCCGCCCAUGCCAGUGCUACGGCCAUGCCUCUUCCUGCCACUACAAUAGCAGCCUGGAUCCUCACCCUGGAGAGCACUUCCAUGGGGGUGGAGGGGAGUGUGACAACUGUACACAUAAUACCACAGGGAGGAACUGUGAGCGGUGUCUGAGUCUGUUCUACAGGGAGGUGGGUGCACUAUUUUGGGCCAAGGAUGUGUGCAAACCAUGUGAGUGCCACAAUGCUGGGACUGUCAGUGGCAGUUUGGAAUGUGAGCCGAUCGGGGGGCAGUGUAAGUGCAAGCGACAUGUGUCUGGCAGACAGUGCAAUCAGUGCCAACACGGAUUCUACAAGCUGCAGUCGGCGCUGGCUGAUGGCUGCCGCGCCUGUAACUGCAAUACCGCAGGGACCAUGCAGCCACAUAUUACCUGUCACCAGGACUCAGGUCAAUGCCAGUGCAAGGCAAACGUAAUCGGUCUAACCUGUGACCGCUGUAACUACGGCUUCAAAUUCCUCAACAACACAAACCCUGACGGCUGCGUUCCCUGUGACUGCAACCCGCAUGGAUCUCUGCACCAGUUCUGUAACCCCUUCACCGGCCAAUGCGAAUGCAAAGAUGGCAUGCAAGGUCUCCUCUGUGACACUUGCAUCCCUCACUUCUACGGUCCAAACAUCAGUGGAGUCUGCCUGCCCUGCAAAUGCAGCUCAAACGGAUCCAUUCCUGGGACCUCCUGUGAUCCGGUAACCGGACAGUGUAAGUGCAAACCUCAUGCGCAGGGCCGGCGAUGUGACGUGUGUCGGGAUGGUUACCACAGCCUGGACCACAGCAACUCUUUGGGCUGCCUGCCUUGCCAGUGUGAGCUCAGAGGCACUUUGAAUGGCUCAGGUGUGUGUGAUAAAACCACUGGGCAAUGUGCAUGUAAGAACAAUGUAGAGGGGCUACGGUGUAAUCGAUGUGUCACUCAUACCUACAACCUGAGUUCUGCCAACAUGACACAUGGAUGUCAGCCAUGCAACUGUGACCCCCUAGGCACCGUGCCUUCAACUGUGUGUGACCCCACUAGUGGUCAAUGUGUUUGCCUGCCCACCCGCUAUGGCCAAUACUGUGGAACCUGUAAACCAGGUUUCUUCCUGUCAGAUGAGGGGCUGAGCGAGUGUGAAGUGUGUGAAUGUCACUCGGUGGGAGCAAUUGGGCAGGUGUGUGCUGCCCACUCGGGCCAGUGUGUUUGCACUCACCCAUCACUGACCGGUCGCAGAUGUGACCAGUGCCAGGAUCUCUUUUUUGGCUUUAAUCCAAGUGUUGGCAGGUGUGAGCCAUGCGGAUGUGAUCCUGUUGGGGGAUUCAAUGGCUCAUGCCACCCCCAGACAGGGCAGUGCUUGUGCAAACUGUUUGUGACGGGAAACAAAUGUGACACCUGCAUGGAGGGAGCAAGUCAAAUGGAUCCAAACAACUACCUGGGCUGCAGCAAAGAUCCCCGGCAGCAGCCUCCUCCACUUGGCCAGGUUCUGAAUUCCACAGCCAUAGAGCUCAGUUGGAGAGCACCUGACUCACCCAAUAGCAACGCCCUGACGUACAUGCUGCUCAGAGAUUCAGAGAUCAUUCAUACCAGCUACAGUGAGCACCCAUUCGGGACCAUUCUUUACACAGACACUGAUUUGUCUCCUUACACAAUGUACUCUUAUCAGCUCAUAACUAGCAAUGCCCAUGCUAAUACUAGCAGUACUGUUGUCAGCUUGCGUACCCUGUCUCCUGUACCGAAUCAAGAGGACCUCCAGUUAACCCUUGUGGGUCGAGCAAGGCCCACCAGUGCUUCGUUUAACUGGACAGAACUCCUGAACACUACAGGCCCAGUGGAGAGCUAUACCUUGAGCUCGAUACAGGAUCUGACUGGAAAGGAGAGGAUUCACUACACAGGACUUCAAACAGAGGCUACCGCUGAAGAACUGCAACCCUUUACUCGAUACAACUUCAGUCUGCAGGCUUGCACUAAUGGAGGUUGUGCUCACAGCGAGAUUCUAAUCGUGCUUACUGCUCAGAUACCUCCACAGCAGCAGCCUGCACCCCGGAUCACAACCGUAGGGUCUACAAAACUCAAGGUGGAUUGGGAACCUCCAGCAUUACCCAAUGGAAUAAUUAUCAGAUAUGAGCUCUUUAUGCAGCAGUUAAAUGAGUUGCAGGGAAAUGGCACCAGUCACAAUCCAGAGCAAAGGGUUUUCCUCAGCAGUGGUUGGCUGAACCCAUGGCCGUCAACAAGUUCGGCGAAUGAGAACGCACUAACGCCACCUGAGAGCAGCACACUGGUGUCAAAUCUAGAGCCCUUUUCCACCUACCACUUUAGAGUGCUUACAGUUAAUAUGGCCGGCAGUACCCUGUCAGAUUGGGCCAUGGGGCGCACCACGGAAGGAGUGCCAGAGUAUAUGCCUCCUCCUCAAGUAUCGCCUGUGUCCUCGUCCUCGCUAAGAGUGAGCUGGGAGACGCCACAGGACAAAGACGUCAGGGGCGAAGUGACUGAGUACAGAGUCAACCUUCACCAAAAACAAAUGUCCAACCCAUAUGCUCCACUUAUAGUAACACAGGUGCUGUACAGCGGCUCAGCGCAGGAACGGAGCUACACUGCAGGAGGACUGAAGGCCUAUGAGGAGUACAGCUUUACUGUGACUGUGUGUAACAGACAGGGCUGUGUGAGCAGUCUGCCUGGGUCAGGCCGAACUCUGCCCUCCGCUCCGGAAGGUCUGAGAGCCCCUGCAUUAAGGCCCUUGAAUAUGACUGCAAUAAAGGUUUCUUGGGAUGCCCCGGCUAAGCUGAAUGGGCCUCCACCUUUGUAUCAUGUGGAGCGGACGGAUGUGUCUUUGUCGGAUGCCCAGGGCCGAGUAAUAAGAGGGAGACGCUUCACAGGAAGUGGCUACUUCAGAUUUCCUAGCUCAACGCUGCCUGUCAACACUGACUUUACAGGCUUGCAGCUGAGUUUCCGGACAUGCAUAGAGGAGGGGCUUAUCCUGUUUGCAGUUUCCCCUGGAGAACAAGAAGAAUAUGUCGCUCUGCAAAUGCACAAGGGCCGUCCGUAUUUCCUCUUCGACCCUCAGGCCUCAGCCGUGGCCCUCAGCCCUCACAACGACGGAGGGAGACGUUAUAACGACAACCAGUGGCACCAUCUGAUCGCUACCAGGAAACAGGCCGUGGGAACAAUCAUUGUCGACAGUCAAUACAGUGGAUCGUCAUCAGCCACAAGUGGAAGUACCAUCAUCGGUCAGAACACGGGUGUCUUCGUAGGAGGCAUUCCAGAGAAUUUCACCAUUCUAAGACAAGAUGCCGGUUCAGCAAAGCUGGUGCAGCAGGGGUUUGCUGGGUGUUUGAGAGAUGUGCUGGUGCAGAAAUCCAGUGGCACCUCUGAUGUGUGGGAACCGCUUGACUGGGACUUAUCACUAGAAAAGCAUGAGACCUAUGAAAGUUGGGAGGGCUGUCCCGCUGCCUCUGAACAUGGGGCGUAUUUCCUAGGACAUGGGUUUCUGAAAGUCAAGCCUGAAAUUUUCACUGGUGGAGAUUACUUUGAAAUAUCAUUUGAGUUCAGAACUGAUCAGCUAAAUGCACUGCUAUUUUUCGCCUACAAUAUUGAUGGGAAAGAUUUUAUUUUGGCAGAGCUUCAGGGUGGAGUUCUCUUCUGGGUGUUGCGUUGGGGUGAGCAGAUGGUAGAGCUGAGUGUAUGGGUGGGCCUGUCCUACUGUGAUGGAGGCUGGAACACUUUGAGUGUGCUGAAGAGAGGGGCAUUAGCCAGCGCUGGUCUCAAUGAUGUUUAUGAGCAGGAACGAAAGGCCAUGGGCGGCCCUCUGACCAUCACGUCUCCAAUGUAUCUGGGUGGAGUCCCACCCAGAGUACUGCACCCAGCCCUGAAAAAACAUAGCCUUCUGCAUGGUUUUGGUGGCUGCAUCAGGGAUGUUAGAUUCGCACGCGGGCCUGUCGUAAGCUUGGCGGCCGUGUCCAGCAGUGCUGUCAGAGUCAAUCUGGAUGGAUGCCUGUCAGCUGACACCAGUGUUAACUGCAGGGGAAACGACUCCAUUCUGGUAUACACGGGCAGAGACAGGAGCGCAGAGGACCUGACACUGCAGCCCUUCACGGAGUAUUUGUACAGAGUGAUGGCAUCGGGAGAAGGUGGUUGGACAGCCGGUCCAUGGCAGCGGGGUCGCAGCAGAGAUACAGUUCCACAAAGUGUGCUGCCUCCCUCCAGAGUUGGGAGUGUAAAUGGUUCCAGCAUGGAGGUGAGCUGGGAGGAGCCGGCAGAGGUCAGAGGUGUAAUUGAGAAGUACGUACUGAAAGCGUACAGCCGGGACCGUCCCUCCUCGGCCCCAAUCAACGCCACUUUCCCCCACUCUCAGCACCUGACAGGCAUUUUAAGUGGCUUGGCUCCUUUUAGCAGCUACAGUAUUACCCUAACGGCAUGCACUCAGGCCGGGUGCAGCGAGAGCCCGCUCGCCACCAGCUUCAACACUCCACAAGAGGCUCCUGAGGAGGUUUUACCACCUGCUGCGAUUUCAUACCCCAGCUCUCUGUCUGUGCAUUGGGACCCUCCACCCAAACCUAACGGUAUCAUCACCCAGUACAUCCUCUACAAAGAUAAUGCUGUUGUGUACCAAGGCAACAGCACUAGCUUCAAUAUCACAGGUGUUGGUGUGUUCACUCCUCAUAAAUUGCUGUUGAGUGCCUGCACUGAGGCAGGCUGCACAAACAGUUCCCAGAUCACCCUGUUUACGGGUCAGCUGCCUCCUACUCAUGUAGAGCCCCCUGUCCUUACUGUGCUGGGUGCACGCAGUAUCCACAUCCAGUGGGCUGCUCCAAUGGAGGUGAACGGCCUGCUGGAGUUCUACACACUGUUCCAGUCUGCUGUAGGAAAGGAGCCCACCAUCGUGUAUAACAGCUCAGAGCUUUUUGAGGAUUAUACAGUACGGAACCUCGUCCCUGGGACCUCCUACCUGUUUCAAAUAGCAGCGUGCACGGGAGGAGGAUGCACCCUCAGUGACCCAAGCGUAGCCCACACUGAGGAGAGCUCACCAGAGGAAGUGUCUGCCCCCAGCAUCCUGUCACUCUCUCCACAUUCUCUCAAUGUGUCCUGGACCCCCCCUCUCAAGCCCAACGGUGUGAUCUCCAGCUAUGGUCUUUGGAUGGAUGGCACGCUGGUUCAGAACUCUUCCCUGAUGAGCUUCGAGGUGGGCGAUCUGUCCCCAUGGAGCCUCCAUAGUUUCCGUGUGCAGGCCUGCACGGCUCAGGGCUGCGCUCUGGGGCCCUUGGUUGAAAACAGGACUUUAGAGAUGCCUCCUAGUGGUCAGGUGACCCUUCACAUUCUCAGCGAGAUGCCACAUUCGGUGCGAGCCAGGUGGGAGGCCCCAGCUAAGCCCAAUGGCAACCUGACCUACACAGUCCUCUUCACUGGGCCAGGUCAGAACUUCAGCAGUGCCGAAGCACCAGACACAGAGACAAGAGAGCUGCUUAGCACUGGUAAAGCGGGCCAGUGGGUUUUCAUUGGAGGACUGCUGCCAUAUUCUAAUUACAGUGUCCUGGUGAAGGCCUGUAACAGUCAGGGCUGUGUGAAGAGCUCGCCCACCAGCGUCUCACUCCCACCAGGAGCUCCAGAUGGCCUCCUGCCCCCCAGGCUGGCAGCUGCCACCCCCACCUCGCUGCAGGUGGCCUGGGCUGCUCCAGCGCGCCACAACGCUCCUGGACCUCUGCGCUACCGGCUCCAGAUGAGGAGUUCAGCUUCCCAGCAAGUCCACCAGUUAAUGGACAAUGAGACGACAGUGUUUAGUCACGUGGUGAAGGAGCUGGAACCAUUUACUGAGUAUCACUUCAGACUGCUGGUAUCCAAUAGCCACGGAGAAGCUAGCAGCCCAUGGGUCUCUCUUUUUACUGCAGAAGACAGCCCUGGAUCAGUUGACCCACCUGUACUCUCAGACAUCCAGGCCAGAAGUGUGUCUGUCUCCUGGUCUCUUCCAUCCCAACCCAAUGGCAUCAUCACCCAUUAUAACAUCUACCAAAACAACCAGCUAAGUACCAGUGUGCCAGGGAACAGCACCAGCCACACCCUUUUCCAGCUAGCACCAUACCAGCAGUAUACCAUACAGGUGGAAGCCUGUACAGCAGCUGGCUGCACUCUGUCUGCUGAGUCCCACACCAUCCGUACCCGCCCGGCCCCACCAGAAGGUGUCCCAGCCCCGCAACUUUACUCCGACACACCCACCUCAGUGCUCUUGAGCUGGGCACCACCGCUUCGUGCCAAUGGGGAGCUGGAGGGCUACUCCGUGGAGAGGAGGGUCAUUGGCACACAACAGAUCUCCACUGUGGCCACUGUGUUGCCCAAUCAGACUCUCACUUUCUUGGACAGCUCAGCCUCGCUCAGCCCCUGGAGUACUUAUGAGUACCGUGUUGUGGUGAACACACAUCUGGGUGGAUCCAAUAGUAGUGAGUGGGAGAAAGUCACCACCAGACCUUCACGACCUGCAGGCCUGCAGCCACCCUAUGUACUGGUGUUGGGACCAGAGUCAGUGCAGGUUACGUGGUUUUCUCCACUCAUACCCAAUGGAGAAAUUGAGCGGUAUGAGAUCCGCAUGCCCAAUCCACGUAUCUCACACACCAAUACAUCUGUGCUCAGUCGCACCAUCACGAACCUGGUGCCCUACACCAACUACAGCAUCACCAUCCUCGCCUGCACAGGAGGUGGAGGCCAUGUCGGUGGUUGCACUGAGAGCCUGCCCACAUUGGUCACAACAUUAGCCACAAUUCCACAGGGUCUGCUGUCCCUGUCGGUGGUUGCCAUCAGCGAAUCUUUCCUGGCCCUUUCAUGGCAACUGCCUUCAAGACCAAACGGGCCUAACAUAAGAUUUGAGCUGUUGAGACGGAAAACCCAGCAGCCCCUGGCCUCCCGUCCCCCUGAAGAUUUGAAUCUGUGGUACAAUGUUUACGCAGGAACCAAAUUGUUUCAUGAAGAUAAAGGCCUUAGCAGAUACACAUGGUAUGAGUACAAGCUACUGGUUCAUAAUGACGUUGGCUACACUUCAGGGGAGGUUGCCACAGGGGUUACGCUGGCUGGGCAUCCCCUCACAAGCACCAACGUGUCCAUCCAAGUUCUCAAUCAUACAGCGAUCCUGGUCAACUGGUCGACUCCCACUCUGCAAGAUUUACAGGGAAGUGUGGAGCACUACAUCCUGACGGUGCAGUCCACCCAGCACAAGCAGACCCUUACACUUGACCCUGCUGUGAACUCUGUGGUAAUUUCUGACCUCCAGCCCAGCACAGAGUACAAGCUCUCCAUGACUGUGUCCAACGGUGCUCACAACAUCACCAGCCCUGAGUUCACCUGCACUACUAAAGAUGGAGAACCUACAGGAGUCUUUCCUCCAGAGGUGGUGACCCUCAACAGCACAACAGUGAGGGUUCUAUGGGCGCCUCCUCUCGUUCCUAAUGGAGCAGUCACACAUUACUCAAUCUUUCUGGAUGGCAGUCUCUAUGAGUCCACUGGCAAUGAAUCCGGAUCUCUGGAAGUGGGAGGACUCUUGCCCUUCACUGUUCACAAUAUACAGAUGGAGGUGUGUACAGUGUACACAUGUGUGAAGAGUAACAACACUCAGGUGACCACUGUGGAGGACACACCUGCAGACAUCGCCGCACCUCAGAUUCAGGUGCUCAGCUCUAGAUCAGUUAGGCUAGAAUGGACAUCACCUGGCAAACCCAACGGUAUUCUGGGAGGAUAUGAUGUGUGGCGGAGGACUCUCCAGUGGUGUGAGGAGCUGGAGAUCCAGCAGACGUUUACUCCUCAAGCUCACUGCUCGUACCUGGAGUGCCCUGACGAGCAAGACUUCUGUGGCAAGACCUGUUAUGAACCAGAGACACAGAUAUGCUGUGCUGGUACUAUUCACAGUCUAAAGGAUUCUCAUCAGUGUUGUGAAGAGCGAUACGUGCCGGCUUUAAAGGAUUCUGGUGGUGUAUGUUGCGGGGGUCAGUUCGUCCAGCCUCUGUCUCAACACCAAUGCUGUGGAGAAUGUUAUGUACAAGUCCUGCCAGGAGAGAUCUGUUGUCCAGAUUCUUUAGAGCGUCGUGUAGCUGUAGGUCUCGGAGAUUCAUGCUGCAAUGGGAGUCCUUUUGUUUCUGGAGCUGGACAGAUCUGCUGUGGGGGACAACUUUAUGAUGGCUACAGCUCUCAGUGCUGUGGAGGACUGCUAGUCCCUAAAGGGAUGGUGUGUUGUGGGGAUGCCGACAAUGGAAUGGCUCACAAGCCCAUAUCAGGUUUCAGCUGCUGUGGAGAGCACUACAUCAACACGUUCACUUCCUGGUGCUGUGCAGGUCCCAGCGGGGAGCCUAAAGUCCACGUGAUGGAGAACAGGACGGCGUCACUGAAGUGCUGCUGGUCAGAAUUGAUUCAGCUGGAGGAGGAGUGUUGUAAUGGAGUGGGCUUCAAUCCCCUCACAUCUGUGUGUGCUGACAGAGCCCCGGCCAGCAUCCUCAUUCCGGAGAAAUGCCGCCCCAGUACGGUGUGUCCUGUGUCUGCGGCCGUGGGAGCGUAUUGUGGGUUGUGUGAUUUUAGCCCGGCGCAGUCUGUCUGUACAUGGGUACCAGGCGAGACGGUCUCCAAACACGUUUCGUCUUCCUCUGCCACUGCCAAAGAUGGCUACACCCAAACAACAGCACCCUCUGCAGCCGCCCAUAGCCAGCUCUGCCCAUCCUCAGAGGAGCUGGUCUACAGCGGAGAGGCCAACAGAUACAGUUUCACAGACAAUGAAGUGGACCCUUACACCAGUUAUGAGUACAGAAUUGGUGCCUGGAACAGCUUUGGCCGUGGCUUUAGUCCCUCUUCCCGGAUCACUACUAAAGAAGACGUGCCCUGGGGCGUAGCUCCUCCACACUGGAGCCAUGUUGGCCUUCGCGAUGACAUUAUCCAACUUGAAUGGUCAGCCCCAAACAAGCCCAAUGGUGAGAUAAGUUACUAUGUUAUCCUCCGUGAUGGACAGGAGCGUUACCGUGGCACUGAUCACAGCUUCACAGAUGCAGGCGGGAUCCGACCUUUUCAAGAGUAUAUUUACCAGCUAAGAGCCUGUACUGCAGCCGGCUGCACGUAUAGCUCAAAAGUUGUGGCAGUGACUGUCCAGGGCGAGCCAGAGGGUGUUGGCGCUCCAGUGGUGAGCGUGCUGGGGCCCGGGGCCCUGAGGAUCAGCUGGGCUGCACCGGCCAAACCAAAUGGUAUCAUCCGGGAGUACCGCAUCAAUCAGAGUGGGGUUGGAGUCAUCCAUACACAUACAGAGGGGGAAAUGGCCUACAAUGUCACAGGACUGCAGCCUCAUACCAACUACUGCUUCGUUCUGGUUGCCUGCACUGCAGCCGGCUGCAGAGCAAGUCAGCCAUCUAUGGGCCGCACGCUGGAAGAUGCACCAGCAGACGUGUGGGCAGUGCCCAGGCAUAUACAGGUCAACUCCACUGCAGUUGAGCUAUUCUGGAGCCCGCCUCUCAAACCCAAUGGCCUGCUUUCUCAGUAUCGUCUGCUGCGUGACGGAGUGGUCAUCUUAACCAGUGACGGAGGAAAGAUGAGCUACACAGACUCUGGCCUUCAGCCCAACACCAGAUACUUGUACAAGUUGGAGGCCUCCACCAGCAGCGGGAGCGGCCUCAGUGACGGAUAUGUCAUUAAGACCCCUCUCUCCUCCCCAGAAAGGAUUCCUCCUCCGUAUAAUGUCAGCCUCCACGGCCCUCGCUCCAUCUUUGUUGCCUGGUCACCCCCAGGUGUGUAUAAUUCAAGUGCACCUUUGGAAUAUAACAUCCUGCUGAAUGCAGGCACUGAGCGGCCCCUCAUCCGUCCGGCUGGACCAGAACACUUCCUGCUACUGCAAGGACUGGACCCUUACACCAACUAUCACAUUCAAGUGCAAGCAUGCCAACCAGAUGGUUGUGGUGUAGGACAGGGGGUGUCUGUUCGGACCCCUGAAGCUACUCCGUUAGCACAAGACCCACCAGUACUCACUGCUACAGGUGUGGUCAUUGUCGAAAUUCGCUGGAAUCCACCACACAAACCCAACGGCCUCAUAACUGGCUACUUCAUAUACAGGCGGCCAAUGGGAACCCAGGAAGAGCUGCUGGUCUUUAUCUGGUCCGAAGGUCCACUUGAGUUCAUUGAUGCCUCAGACUCACUUUUAGCAUUCAGCGAAUACGAAUACAGAGUCACUGCCCACAACUCUAAAGGCUCCACCUCCAGCUCUUGGACCUCCGUCCGCACUCUAGAGGCAGAACCGCAGGGCAUGGACCCACCCACGGCCCAACCUGUCAGUGCUUACGCUCUUCAGAUGAGCUGGACCCAACCCAGCAUGCCAAAUGGAGUGAUCAUCGAGUAUAAAUUGGUUUACCAGGAACUACCCAAGGAUCUGACAUUCACCUCCACAACUGUUACUGCCCUUACAGUUCUGGGCAGUGUUAAUCAGGCUCAUGUGUUUGGGUUGAAGCCAUUCACCACAUACAAUGUGCGUGUAGAGGCAGUGAAUGGAGCAGGCCAGGUGUCCAGUCUCUGGACCACUGUUAAAACCCUUGAAGCCUCUCCCAGCGGCCUGGCUAACUUUACUGUGAAAAAGAGAGAACAUGGUAGAGCUCUACUGCUAGAGUGGCCUGAACCAGCUUUUCCAAAUGGAGUCAUCAAGAUGUACAACAUCUUCAAUGAUGACAUCUGGGAGUUCAGUGGUCUUGCACGACAGUUCCUGUUCCGACGUCUAGAACCCUUUACCAUGUACUCGCUCGUUCUAGAAGCUUGCAACGAAGCAGGCUGCACGAGGACCGCACCUCAAAGAGUAACCACUGAGGAGGCUCCCCCAUCUUCUCAGCCAACCCCUACAGCACAGCAGGUCCAUGCGCGUAGUGUGGAGCUUCACUGGUCUUCACCUGCCCAACCCAACGGCAGGAUCCUGCUGUACCAAGUUCUGGCUGUAAGUCUUGAAGAAGGCAGGGUACAGAGCGAUGAAGAUGAUUCUUUGAGAGCAAAGACUGUUUUCAUUGAGAACAACACCCAAGCCAACCACUUCUCCUACAAUAUGUCUGGCCUACUGCCCUAUAGCAGGUACAAGUUUUGUGUUCGUGCUUCAAAUGCAGCAGGAUAUACUGAUAGCCCCUGGCUUGUGGUGCACACCAAGCAAGCUCCUCCAAGAGGAUUGGCUCCUCCAACUGUCAGUCAUAUAGAAGGCAAACCCAAUGAACUAUUUGUGUCUUGGACACCUCCUUUGGAGCCCAAUGGUGUUCUUCUGACCUACAGGAUUCAGAGGGACAAUGUUGGCUUCCAUUUCAGCUUCGACUCAAGUGUGUUCAACUACACUGAUGUGGAUUUAACUGCACACACUUCCUACAGCUACACAGUCAUUGCUUGCACUGUGGCCGGCUGUGUUACCAGCGAGCCAACACAGAUUAGGACAUUAGAAGCUGCCCCUGCUAAUGUGGAGCCACCUACUGUGUCUGACCUCACUUCCUAUUCCCUGAAUGUGUCAUGGGCUGUACCAUCCUUCCAGAAUGGCGAGAUCACUGUAUAUAUUCUCAAAAUCAAUGGCGAGGAGGUCUACCGUGGAAAACGGUUGAGCUUUCAGGUUUUAGAUCUACAACCACACAUUUCCUACAACCUCGUCUUAUCUGCAUGCACCAAUGGUGGCUGCACUGACAGUUCGCCCAUCUCAACCCAAACCAGUGAAGCCCCACCCUCAGGAAUGCCUGCCCCAACUCUUAAAGUCACAGGUCCAGAAUCAGUGGAGGUCACUUGGAGAGAGCCACUCAAGCCCAAUGGAGUAAUCACAGGGUACGAACUCCAUCGAAAUGGGAGCCUCAUAUACUCUGGCAUGGACACCCGUUACCAAGAUUUCACCUUACUUCCCAGCGUAGAGUACAGUUACACCAUCUCGGCCAAUAACAGUCAGGGUGCAGCUACCAGCCCAUCUGCAGUGGCCAGGACUCAGCCUUCAGCGCCCUCUGGUGUGGCCCCCCCAAGACUCCAGGCUGAGGGGCCAUUCAGCAUUAUGGUACAGUGGGACCCCCCUGCUCGACCAAAUGGGGUCAUCCUCAGCUAUUCGCUUUACAAGCGGGACCCAGCUGAGCCAAAUGUGAAAAGCUUCAUCUUUGCUUCACACCACAGUGCGUUUCAGAGCCAAAGAUUCUCGCUCACUGGACUAAAGCCUUUCUACAGGUAUGAGGUAAGGGUGGAAGCCUGCACCCUAUUAGGCUGUGCAGCGAGUGACUGGUCUUCAAUACAGACACUUGAGUCGCCCCCUACUGGCCAACCUGCUCCAUUGCUGGAGCUACAGACCAACACUAAGGGCAUACAGACUGUCUUUCUGCUGUCCUGGUCUCCUCCAACUGAGCCCAAUGGCAAACUACUGCACUAUGAACUGUACCGGAAACAGGUUUCAGACACAGAAAGCCGAUCUGCAUCUACAUUGGUGUACCGCAACUCCUCAACCUCUUGCCACGAUGACAGACUACUGCCCUACACAGCCUACGAGUACCAGGUGUGGGCCGUAAACUCAGCAGGUCGUACCGGAAGCCCCUGGGCUCAAGGUCGCACAGGUCCAGCUCCUCCAGAGGGGGUGAGCCCCCCCAAAUUCCUGCACAUCCAUGCCACUUCAGCUAUGGUGGACAUCAGCCCACCCACCAAGCCAAAUGGGAUUGUCAGUCUCUACAGAGUCUUCACACAGAACAAGGAAUCAUACCAGAUGUUGUCUGAGGGGACAUCCCACCAGCAGACUCUUCACGGUCUUACACCCUUCACAGUGUACUCUGUAGGCGUGGAGGCCUGCACCUGUUUCCUGUGCUGCAGCAGAGGCCCCUUGAGUGAGCUCCACACCAAGGCCUCUGCUCCAGCCCAGCAGACCCCACCCCGUCCUGUCGCCCUCACCUCUCGCUCAGCUCUUGUGGAGUGGGACAUGCCACUUCAGCCAAACGGCAUCAUUGAGAGCUGUGAACUCCAUGUACGAUUAGCCUGUCCUCAGCCACUGCAGCCUGUCCCGGUACCCUGUGCCAUUGGCCCUGCGGAAAUCAAGUUCUUUGGGAUGGGGCAGAGCUUUAACAUAACAGGCCUACUACCCUAUGCCAACUAUGAGCUUUGUGUGGUCUCUUAUAAUAACAUGGGCAGCACUGUGUCCGACUGGGUCUCCAUCACCACACUCAAAGAGCAACCUCAGUAUAAGGAGCCAUUUGUGGUGCACAGUAACCUCACCACAGUGUUUUUGGACUGGAGUGGCUCUUUCUCUCUGAAUGGGCCUUUGAGAGAAUACACUCUCACCGAGAACAACCUGCGCAUCUACAGCGGCUUCCACAGCUCACUACAUAUCCCACGCACCUCUGACAAAACCUUUGUCUUUCAGGUUAUCUGCACCACAGACAGCGGCAGUGCCAGCUCCCCUGUCAUUAAAUACAACACAGCCACUGGUGUAGAUGCUGUGGAGUCCAAUUCAGGAGGUAAAACAGGUUUGUAUGGGGUUGAAUACAGGUUCUACUCCGAGCUGUGGUUUAUCAUUCUCAUGGCCUUUCUGGGACUGCUGCUGUUGGCUCUGUUGAUUGGUCUGCUACUUAGAAGAGCCCUGAACAAACCCCCCUUCAUCAGAGAGAGACCUCCAAUAGUGCCCCUGCAGAGGAGAAGUACCAAGUAUCCACCUAAUGACUCCUAUCUGAGACCUUCCUCUGAGCUCUGCUCUAACCAUGCUUCCACUGCUCUGCUUCAGCCUGAUGGACUGGACAUGGGUUUGACUGACACUAAGAUCGGAGGCACCAACACCUGCAACAGCUACCAGGCCUCCAUGUCUGUGCUGCGUGUUCCCAGUCAGAGCCAGCUCAGCAAUGCCUAUUCUCAGAAUUCUUUGCAUCGGAGUGUCAGUCAGCUAAUCGACACUCAAGAUAAGAAAUCUCUGGGCGGUGAAGCGUGGAAUGCUGACCUGCAUGGCACUGACAGUGGCAUGUAUGUGGGGGAUGAUGAGUUUGUGGAGGCAAUGAAAAGCUACAGCUCGGUGAAGGAGCAGACCAUGUUUACAGACACUCACUUGUAAAGCUUUCACACAUGCACACACAUACAUUUACUUGGCUAUUUAAAUGAGGACAUACGAUAGA
Myxocyprinus asiaticus (Chinese sucker) is the source of this 15841-nucleotide messenger RNA. It is a transcript of the gene ush2a, whose product is annotated as Usher syndrome 2A (autosomal recessive, mild). The transcript has 72 exons. NCBI's taxonomy places the organism in Eukaryota, Metazoa, Chordata, Actinopteri, Cypriniformes, Catostomidae. The coding region runs from base 1 to 15780 and encodes 5259 amino acids. Gene Ontology annotation, molecular function: protein binding. The record is from RefSeq and is a predicted model, not a curated record.